UCGACGCCAAUGUUACCAAUGGGUGUCCCCAAGAAGACCAUCGUUGAAGCGUUAACACGCAGUAUUUCUAAUCCCGUCAACGUAUAUGCUUCACGCGAAAUUCACGAGAAAUUCAUUAAAUCGUGAACAUCCGGAUAAACACCGGAAGAUCACGAUGUUUUUGAUUAUUGAUUCAUUAUAUUUCCUUCGUAAUCGAAAAAAUCGAUCUAAUGUCUGUGAAAGGAAUAUUAUGUUUUCGAUCAUUUUAUAGAAAUUUGACUAUAAUAAUCUAUAGUUGUUGUAUGUUUAGACAUAAAUAUGUUUAUACACAAAUAUUUUUGACUAAAUAAUAAUAAUAGUGCGAUGGAAAUUUUCGUGAAGUAUAAAUAAAAGUGAAGUUGUGUGUGGGGGAUGAAUAAAGAUGGAAGGAUUGAUAUGUUACUGCCGGAAGUGAUGCACUAACAACGUAUUAUUUUAAUGCAAUGCGCAUUCAAAACUUAUGUGAUUUUCGAAAAAAAAAUCCGAUCGAGUAUACGUUCCCUAUUACGUUGAAUAAAUCAAUUCUAUUUGAAAUAUUUACAUUCGUGGCAAUUAAAAUUAUUUCUACGUGAAUAUCAAGUGUAUGUACGUAUGUAUUUCUUGAAAAAUAUACAGAAGUCCUGAGAAAAUCGAUAUGGUGAAUGCAAGUACAUAUGGAUAUUGCAUCAGCUAAUGUUUCAACGCGGGAAACUGUUUUAUCUUUGAGAUGUUUCUAUCGAGAAAACUAUUUCUUCGUAACAAGUUCGUAAAAGAAAAAGAAAUAUAUCCGAUUCUAUAACUAAUAUUUACAUACAAUGUUUCUAUUAUCGUCGAUAUAUACUUCUGUUUUAAAAGGAAAUAAAAAAAAAAAAAAAUAGAUAAGAAAAUGAAUAUAUAAUAGUAACGAAUAUAAUCAUAAUUCAACAAUAAAAAUCUAUCUUUUAUUUUUUCUUUUCCACUGAUAAAUGUAUAAACUUUGAUUAAGAAUUAUCUAAGUUUACAAAAAAGAAAAAAAAAAAAAACUUAUGUAAUCUACAAAAUAAAAAUGAAAAUAAUGGAAAUGCGGUGAAGGAAGAAAUGCGACUGAGAUAUGUCCGCGUCUCGAAGGGAAAUAAGAACGCCGAAGUUAUCCGAAAAAAUCCGAAUAACGACGGAACGAAACGAAAGUAGGGAAGCGCGCAUUUUUCAUUUCGGCGGGGACUAAUGAAGUAAGCCGAACGUUGACGUUCUUCGUUUCGGCGGUGACCAACGAAGUGAACCGAACGUUGGCUUUCUCCCCACCAAUACUUCCCUCCCACCAACCCUAUACUUUCCCCCCACCGUAAAGCUCGUCAGAACCACAUGUGCGAAGAGCACGCGUUCGUUUCGUUUGUAUGUACGUUUGAAAGAGGUAUGGUCACAAGAAUUCGAACCUUUGAAUGGGUCGUAACAAAACGACGUUGCCGAAAAAAUCUUAAUUUAAUAUUUUCUUAUAUAUUGAAUCAUUUUCAUUUGAAAAUAAUAAAAAUCACCUAAAAAUGCCGGACAAAGUAGCACCAGCCGAGAGGCAAGUGAUGGUGCUUCAUACUUCGAAAAAAAAUAUUUCCGAAGAUAAGAAUAAAGACAGUGGUGUGAAAUUGAAAAAAGAAUUAGGAUUACUCGAUGGAGUUGCAAUAAUCGUUGGUAUCAUCGUUGGUGCUGGCAUUUUUGUUUCACCUAAAGGAGUUCUUACUAAUAGUGGUAGCGUUGGCCAAGCUCUCAUCGUUUGGAUUUUCUCUGGUUUACUUUCACUUGUCGGUGCUCUCUGUUAUGCCGAAUUAGGUACGAUGAUACCAAAAUCGGGUGGUGACUAUGCCUAUAUUAGCGAUGCGUUUGGGUCAUUACCAGCAUUUCUUUAUCUAUGGGUUGCAUUAUUUAUUCUCGUUCCAACCGGAAACGCUAUCACUGCACUUACGUUUGCACAAUACAUUUUACAACCUGCUUGGCCAGGUUGUAAACCACCAUAUGCAGCUGUAAGACUUCUUGCAGCAGUUGUUACAUGCUUGUUAACUGCAAUUAAUUGUUAUAAUGUUAAAUGGGCAACAAGGGUUCAGGAUAUAUUUACUGGUACAAAGAUCUUUGCCUUGAUCAUCAUCAUGGUUGCUGGUUUCUGGUGGCUUUGUACUGGUCAUACAGAUAAUUUUCAUCAACCAAUGGCUGGAACAAAUACGCAACCUGGUUAUAUCGCGCUUGCUAUAUAUUCAGGAUUAUUUUCCUACUCUGGGUGGAAUUAUCUUAAUUUUGUCACAGAGGAAUUGAAAGAUCCUUACAAAAAUCUUCCAAAAGCAAUAUGCAUAUCUUUGCCAUUGGUGACAGUGAUUUAUGUCUUAGCAAACGUCGCAUACUUCGUUGUCUUGACGCAAGAUGAGAUACUUGCAUCGAACGCAGUCGCUGUUACUUUUGGUGAUAAAUUAUUAGGAGUAAUGUCAUGGAUCAUGCCGUUUUUCGUAGCAUGCUCAACAUUCGGUGCAUUAAACGGUGCAAUCUUCGCUUCUUCAAGAUUAUUUUUCGUUGGGGCACGUAAUGGUCAUUUGCCUACUGCCAUAGCACUCAUUAAUGUACAAAAUUUGACACCAAUGCCUUCCCUUAUAUUUCUGUGCAUUAUCACCCUGGCACUUCUGAUCAUAGAGGAUGUCUAUGUGCUGAUCAAUUAUGUUAGCUUCGUUGAAGCACUGUUCACCACGCUCUCAGUAUCUGGCCUCUUGUGGCUACGUUACAAAAGGCCCGAUCUUCAUCGACCGAUAAAGGUAUCUAUAGCUUUACCCGUAAUUUUCUUCAUAAUUUGUACAUUUUUGGUUAUUCUUCCUUGCUACGUUUCACCAUGGGAAGUAGGAGUAGGAAUAAUUAUUAUUUUAUCUGGAAUUCCUGUAUAUUCGAUUUUUAUAUACUGGAAAAACAAACCAAUUUGGCUAGUAUCAGCUUCACAUGAUUUUAACAUGUUUUGCGCGAAACUUUUUUUGUGCGUACAAGAAGAGAAGAAUGAUUGAAAAGGUAAGUGCGUUUUAUGGUCUUCUCUAGACAAUGCAAAUAUAUAUAUUUAUAAACGAUAAACUGAUCUAAAGGAGCAAUAUUUCUUUUUUGUAUGCAAUAAUUAUUAUAUUAAUGGAUGUUCCUCUUGGCCAUAAUAAUUAAUGAUAUAUAAAAUAUAAUGAAUGAUUAUGAGUGAAUGAAAUUAAUUAUGAAUAUUUUAUAAAUAUAUAUAUAUAUAUAUAUCAAAAGUGUCAAUGAUGCUUCCAAAAAACUGCCAAAUUUGUAAAAUUUAGAAAUUGUUGAAAAGAUUUUUUAUUUUAACGUUAUUUAACUAGGCAAGAAAAGAAAAAUAAAAACUAAAUUAUUUAAAUCGUUUAUAUGAAUGUGAGGCAUUUUCUUAUACUUUUAUACAAAAAUAACUUUUUCAUGCAUUAUUUAAUGUAUCUUGAAAUGUUUUGCAUAUAAUUAAAAUAUUUAAUAACGCAUUAAAAUAUUUAAUAUUAUAUAUUACGUGCAAACGCGAUUGAUGAUAAAUUUUGCUUGAUCAUAUAUAAUUGUACAUAUAACAAUCAAUUGAAUAAUGUAUAAUCUAUUCUUUUGCUAAAGAUAAUUAAUUAAGAUAUAUAUAUAUAUAUAUAAAUUUUUUACACAAAAUAAUUGUAAAUAUUACAUCAUCAGCCUUUGCGAGUCAAUUAUGUUUUGUCUAUUUAUAUUUAAUAAUAUGUAUUUGAUAUAUAAAUGAAUAUUAUAUUAAUAAUCAAUAUAUAUAUAUAUAUAUAUAUAUAUAUAUAUAUAUAUAUUGCGUGCGUCCAUGUGUGUGGGUAUAUGAGUGUGUGUAUGUAUAAAUGAGAUAGUUGGUAUAAAAAGUCAAAUAAAUGUAUAAGCGUUAUUUUUUAAUAUUUCUUUUUUUUUUUUCCUUUUGGUUGUGUAUUUAUACUCAUUUUUAAUAUAAUUCAAUUGUAAUAUACAUAAUCCAGAGCAAAUGUAGAAUAAAAUCACUUUUUUCAACUCCUUUUCUAUCGCCGACACAUGUGUGAUCGAUUGCUAAAUUUCAUUUUUUUUAUACUAAUGGAAUAUGUAAUAUUUCCAACAUCAAUUUUUAUGUAUGCCACCCAUGUUCAUCUAACAGUAAAGACAAACUUGUAUAAAAUGUGUUCUCUUUUUCUAUCUGUUU
Messenger RNA from Vespa velutina, 4159 nucleotides. RefSeq names its product Y+L amino acid transporter 2 (gene mnd). The transcript is spliced from 8 exons. The record is from RefSeq and is a predicted model, not a curated record. Gene Ontology annotation, biological process: amino acid transmembrane transport. Gene Ontology annotation, molecular function: L-amino acid transmembrane transporter activity. NCBI's taxonomy places the organism in Eukaryota, Metazoa, Arthropoda, Insecta, Hymenoptera, Vespidae. Bases 1515 to 3002 code for a protein of 495 amino acids. Gene Ontology annotation, cellular component: membrane.